This is a messenger RNA of Plutella xylostella (diamondback moth), 5663 nucleotides long. RefSeq names its product bloated (gene blo). The record is from RefSeq and is a predicted model, not a curated record. NCBI's taxonomy places the organism in Eukaryota, Metazoa, Arthropoda, Insecta, Lepidoptera, Plutellidae.
UAGUCAUUCAACGACCAACAGUCGACCUCGGGUUUCUGAGGAGAGCGGCCGCCUCGACGCCAUCUUGGUUUUCCACCUGUCAAACCGCGCGCCAAUUCAAGUGUUUGUGUUUUUAAAACUGUAUUUUUUCUAAGUGGCCAGUCUGUAGUUUUGUGAUUCCAGUGUUUUUUUUUAUUUUACAAGAGUGAAUGGAAACUUUGGAGUUUAUCGAAGUGUUUAUCACAUUUUAUUUUCCUACGGAUUAGCUUGUCGUGUGAUUGGUGUUUGCAAAAAGUGUUAGAAUUAUUUUAAUACUUGAUAUCCUGUGUUUCAAUCUGUACUCCACUUUCCGAUUAAACAAUGCGUGUUUCUGGAAACACAACAUUAUGAUGACGACCGCCUCACUACCAGCCAGCUGACGAUGUUGAAGAACAAUAUACGGAGAUAACAAUCCGAUGAAACUUACAGAAAACGGUCAAUGACUCGAACCAGAUGCAUAGAGCAAUAUAGACGAGGUACCCUGUACCCAGAUGUCAUCACUAAUGUCAGAUGAAGUCAAAGACAAGACAAAACAAGAUGGCGAUAACGUAGCCAAAGACGAAACUAAAACCGAUACCGAAUCGAAAGAAGUACAAGCUAAGGAACCGAAAUCCGUGUCCUUUAAUAGAGACGUACACGUGAAAAGAUUUGGUAAACCGCGAGAGUCGCGGAGCGCCUCGUCCGAAUACCAGCCACCAAUCAGAAAGGAGCCUUUCAACCAUCUCUCCGAACAAGAACUGAUCGAAGAAGCCAACAAAGUCCUAGCGCAGGCUGACAGCGUCACCUGCACCGCUGACCAUCCACCGGAGAAGUUCUUCUCACUUCCUCAUCGAAGGAAACUCAAGGAACAGCCUGACAGAAGGAACAGUGAUGACGCAGCCAUCCCUGACAAGCAACCGCUAGGAAGGUCCACCAGUGAUGUAAGCCAGAAAAGGAGGAAAGAACGCACAUCUCUUUCUACUUUAUUCAGGAAAGCGCAAAGGACCAAGAGUCCAGAAAAACCUGUUGUAGUAAACACUAAACCAGUCGUUAUUGUUAAGAGAAGUAAGAGUGAUGUGUCUGAUCUGAAGUCGAAUACAUCGUUGAAUACGCAGCCAAAACCAAUCAGGAAAAGAGCAGGUAGUGAGACUGAAGAGUUUUUGAAAUCACUGAGGAAUAAAAAGACUCAACUGUCGCCUAUAAUUGAAAGUUCUCCAAGAGAAGAUUAUUUCAGAAAAACACCUCCCUUAGAAUCUUUUCUGAAAAAGAACCAAAAUAGUAAACCAGAUACUAGCAAAUCUGAAAACAACAAUAAGGACAUCAAAAUAAAUCCAGUAGAAAAACCACCAAGGUAUAAGAGUCCUGAUAAGGAACCAAAACCUCCUGCAAGAAGCAAGCGAUCCAAGUCUUCUGACAAAGAGUUAUCUCCACCAAUCACUGAAACACCAAAAAGAAAAACUGAAGUCAAAAAGACCUUGCUUGUCGAUGAGAUUGAUACAGUGAGAAGUAAAGAUAAUCAUUCCGUUGAAGUCAAAGAUAGAAUAAAGGAUAGCAUCAAAAAAAUAGAAGAAAACAUCUAUGGUAGUAAAGAUAUGAUUCAUAGUAGUCAACAGCCUCCAGAUAAGCCACCUUUGACGAGAGGACAAACUGUUGAUCAAAUUGUUAGGAUUUUAAAAGAGGAUCAACUUGGUCCUCCUCCUAAAUCUCAUCUCAUAGCGGCACAGAGCGGUACAAGCACCAACCAACCCUUUUCAUACACAAAGCCUUCACUCAGUCCAGAUCCUAACUUAUUUGUUAGGAAUACUAGUCCCGACAGAGUACCAACACCAGUCAACAAAAUGAAUGACAAAGGUGUAGUUUAUGCCCAAGUCGUGAGAGAUAAGGAGAAUGGCACAAGUAACUUGGGCAAACAGACAGUACAUAAAACUUAUUCUCCAUCUAGGGAAAGAUUUUGUAAUAUGUCUGACGAAGAUGAAGGGUUAGGUUAUGAAGACAGGUAUAAAAUUUCACCAGACCCAAAAAAUAAUUCCAAAUACAAUUCACAUCAAGAUAAAAAUUACAAUAUUAUCGGAGAUUAUAAAGUGACCGAUUCCCCAAUCAAGCCCCGAUUCCGAGAAUAUAAACUAACAAGUUUUGAAGACUUUGAACCGACCUACGCUAAUGAGUUUCCCACAAAAGAACAAUAUUCUAGGGAUUUCGUGGAUUCUGCCAUUAGAGGUCGUGGAGAUGGAAUAGAUUACAAUAAGCGAAAACAAUCUUUAGAACCAGAACCUAAAAUUGAUUUAGACUUUAAUGAGUUAAGUCACAGAAGGCAACUUUUAGAAUCUCGUAUUAAUGCUAGAAGAUUAGAAAGAGAUAGAGUUCAUACUGAAGAACCAGCCAUAAGGUAUAUAAUGGAGAAAGAUCCAAUUUACGAGGCACAGAAACGUAUGAAGGCUACAGAGAAGUAUGUCAAUGAAACUGCAAGAUAUUACAGGCAUACUUUGGAAAAAGAUGGGUAUGCUGAGAACAAAGUAUCAGAAGAUUACAAUAAAUAUGACUCAGACAACAAUAAAAUAAAAUACAACACAGAAUCGAGAACAUUUAAUAAAGUUCCUAAGGAUGAGCUAGAUCGUAGAGAAUUUAUAGAAGGGAUUCCAACGGAUCGGUUUAAAGACGAACCCGCAAUGUUCCCACCGGAACCCGAAUAUGAACCACCAAGUCUUGAAAUUGUGAAUUCAAAUAAGCCAAUUACGUCCCCUAUUGAAUACACAGAAAAGAAAUACAAAGUAAAAACUAAGCACGUAACAUCUAGUCACGAUGUGAUAGAAACUGGUCAGAAGUAUAAAAAAGACGACUGGUUCAGCAAGAAAAAAGGACAUUACGCUUCUAACCCUGAAAUCAACCAAGAAAGAGACGAUGACUACGCGAACACACGAGACGAUCCAGAAACUUACCAUAAUUCUUUGAAAAGGGAAAAGAAUCGGGACAAAUAUUUGAAAGAAAACUAUGGGAUCCAACGUCACGAUUCAGGGGACAGUCGGGAUUACUACCGCGACGAACGAUCACCGCGCAGAUUCGACGUCGAUAACAGAUUAGUGGACUCCGGCAUAGAGAAUGACUUCCGCAAAGAUUCUGGUGAGCUGAAUCGCUCCAGAUAUCUGAAAAACGAUAGCGAUGACGAUAUGAGACACACAUCACUGCUAUUGGAAAGUGAACGGCAGCAUACAGAAGAUAACUACCACAGUGAGCAGUUAUAUGCCAACGGGGAGUACAUCACAAGGUUUGAAAGCACAAUGGAGUAUCCUAGAAAAGAGUACUCUUCACGGGAAAGGAGUUCUGAUGAAGGAGCCCGUUUCAGCUCAAGGAAUGGAAGAUACGACAAGAGUCCCAGCAGACACGAUGAUAAAGUUAGUGCGAAGCCACCGAAAGCUAAUGGCAAGAAACUUACUGGACUUGAAAAGAUGAAGCAGCUGUUUUCCCGCGACUCUUCCAAGAAGAGCUCGAAGUUGGAGAAGGAGGUGCAGCGCACGCGGGUGCUGAAGAGCCCCGAGCAGUCGGAGUCAGGGUACCGCCGGUACAGGGACCCCGAGCCCAGUGAUGAUGACCGCAGGAGGAGCGACCGCGAGGAUGGAGACAGAUACCGUAGCCCAGACGCCCACACUGUCAACCGGUACCGCGCCGACCGGCAUCGAACCCAGCACCGCGUGGAGAGAAGACGCUACGGCUCCUCCGACCGGGACAGCGAGCGGAGCCCCCGGCCUUCGGACCAGGACAGCGACCUCAAGGUCACCAGGGUCGUCCGGGCUAAGACCGCUGAUCCGUUGGAUUCGCCGGCCUUGGCGGCCAAGUACCGCGGUCGCCGGCGCCUCGCCACGCCGAGCCCGCCGCCCUCCCCGCCGCCCCUCGCCGCGCCCCCGCCGGCGCCCUCCAACUGGUUCAAGAGCCUCGACCGCCUCACGAGGAAGAGGAAUAAGAGCAGCAAGGUGACAAAAGACACCGAGGCACACACCGAAGACGAGUCGUCCCGCAAACCGUGGUCCAAGCCGACCAAGCCGCUCAACUCGCCCGCCAAGAACCUGCGCUUCUUCGGAGACACCGACCAGGACAGCGAUACCUACACCAAGCAGCAAGUGUCCAAGAGCCGCAGCCAUCCUUCAGGACGAAGCCACACCCUCCUCCGCAAAACGACUUCAAACUCCAGCACCGGAUUGGACGAGGUAGACCGAAGCGUGCUCUCAAACAAGAGUUCGUCUCUUUCCAACCUACAUAGAGAAGACAAGGACAGGAGACAAUACCACAAGCGGAACCUCCACAACAUCUCAGAGAUCCACAGCAAUUCAGAGAAUGAAAGUCAUAUCGGAAGGAGGGUUGAGCUAAAGCCGCCGAUAAGUCCUUAUGAGCGCAGCAGUAGGAGUCAUAGUAGCUCGAAGACCCUGAAGGGCAGUAAGCAGGAUGUCAGGAGACCAGGCAGCAGGGAAAGGGUGCUGGAAGACAGAGGCAGCUCGUCCGAACUAAGGAGCAGUAAGCAGGAGCUCAGCAGGGAUGCCACCAGGCACCGUCGCCGCACGCCCGCCAACCUAUCAGGAGAGAGCAGCACAGAGGGAGACUCGAGCCACCAAUCACAGCGGAGCGUGGUUUACCUGCACGCCACUACUGUUGGCGACAUCCCAGACCCUGGUCGUCUCGGCAAGAACCGUUCCCGCGACGACGUGUCAUCCGUGAACUCGUCCAACAUGCAGAUACGAACCACCCAGAAAACCUUCUCCAUCUUCGCCCCGUGGACCCCCAAGCACUACGGGGACCAACACGACGUCCACUACGCACAGAAACCACGGAAACCUAAGGAGAAGGAACCUAUUAAAAAGUAUUCGUCCAACAAAAACCUGGCUGACGACAGAGAGUCCACACUGCAAAAAAAGAAAUCAUACAGCCAGACCACGCUGAAUAGACGACCUCCAAGCAGUCGCCUUACUAACUCCAGCACAACACUAAACCGAAAACCGGAGAGGAGAACCGAAAGUGUGCAGAGCACAACACUAUCGCGGACGAAGAAUAAGAAAAGCCAAUCGAACGAAAUUUUGAAUAGAGAAAACGAACGCGAGCGGCUGUCAAGAUCGAUAUCCAUGCCCAAGGAUAAAAAUAAAAAGGCUGGCUGGUUCAAUUUGUCGAAUAAAAAUAAAAAACCAGAACUUAACACUAGAGUUCGUUAAAAUUUACAUUCCUUUUUUAUGUUUAUUUUAAUGCUUGAUUUUGUUAAAAUUAAGUAUUUUCCCGUAACUAUAAUGUGGUGCUAUAAAAAUAUAAGAAUCAAUCAUAAUAUUAUUAUACAUACCUAUAUAAAUAAUGCUUUCUUACAACGUGCCAUUAAAACCUAUUUUAUUCUGAUUAAUGUUACCAAUACCAUUUUACUUUCACCUUAAUCGUAAUAAAGUUAGUCAUUUUAAUGUUAAAAAGUUAAGAAACCCUAACGCUUUAUAAAUUACCUAUUAGGUAGGUAGGUAUUUCAUGUUUAUGUUGCUUUCUUUAAUUAUUGUGAUUAAGAAUAAGGAAUUCCUUUUUAUAAAUUACUAAAACUUUAUGAAUAAAAGACUAAAAUGUAAAGGAUAUAUGAGAAUAUUAAUAAAAUUAUUUUAAUGCACAUUUUACUGUAAAAUUAUUAUAAAUAAAGACUCUACUAAGUAUUA